AAACUUUAAUAAAAAUAAAUAAAUAAAAAUGAAAAUUUUAAAAGUAAUUGUGAUUUUGAACGAUUGGCGGAGGGAAGAGGAGAUGGGGACGUUGGUUUGAAUAAUUCUGAUGGUUGCUAAGUGAACUAUCAUAAUCUGCCGACAGAAAAAUAAAUAAAAAUAAAAUAAAGUAGAAAAAGAAAAAAAAUACUCAUAAACAUCACCAUACUACUGCUAGUUCAUACAGUUCUGCAAUUAUUAUUAUUUUUCCUCUCUUUCUCUUCUCUUCCCUUUGCUCUUGCUUCCUUUCGCCAUUGAUUACUGCCCGAAUAUGGUGUCGGUUACCAGCGAAUUCGAGCAAGACGAUUGUUCUAACCUUGGAGCCUUUCAGUUUACUUCCGAUCUCGACGAUGACGACCUCUGUUUGUCCCAGACGACAAAGGAAGUUGAUGUAAGCUUGGAGUGGCUUUCAGCAUUUGUGGAAGAAUGCUUAUCAACCAAAGGAAGCAGCCUCCCCCUCCCAACACCAUCCACACGCGUCAACAACCCCCCAUCGGUCCCUUCUUCGAACUCGCCAUUGACCAACUUCUCCACGGUCCUCGGCAAGGCCAGAAGUAAGAGAAGAAGACGGGUGGCACCCAAAAUGAGCAUUCACCAUCUCAUCGGUCGACGUCUCCGUCAUUCAUUACAGUCAACCACCUCCACCUCCUCCUCGGACUCAGACUCAGACUCAGACCCUCUUUUGCUCCAACAGACCUACUGGUUGGCCGAGAGCGAGCUCUUGCUUCCUCAUAAGGCGGCGGGAGAAGAGGAAGAAGAAAGAAAGAAGGCGGUGGUGGACAUGGACAUGGAUGAGAGAGAUACAACAAUCAAGACCUUGAAGAUGGAGGGUGGAGGGAGUGGGAGGAGAUGCAGCCAUUGUCAGGCACAGAGGACUCCACAGUGGAGGGGUGGGCCAUUGGGACCAAAAACAUUAUGCAAUGCAUGUGGAGUUAGAUACAAGUCUGGGAGAUUGCAUCCAGAGUAUAGACCAGCCAACAGCCCUACUUUUGUGAGUUUCUUACAUUCCAAUUCCCACAAGAGAGUUAUGGAGAUGAGAAUGAUGAAUACCUCAUCCUCUUCUUCUACUUCUACAACCUAUCAUUACUCUACAUAGAGAAUACUACCGACACCGAGUUGGAAGCUGCAACGGUUCAGUUCUCGUUAGAAUAAUGAGGCUCUUAACUCUCAAGAAACAUGUGAGAUAAUCCUAGUGUAAGCACGGAUGAUGCAUCCUUGUGUACAAUUUCUAGUACUACAGACAGAUUGCUACUUGGAGUGUAGUGUGAUCAUUUAUUUAUGGUGUUCAGUUAAAGCGGAUUCGUAUGCACUGUUCCGAGGCAAAACGUAGACAAGAUAAUAGAUUUAACAAAUAUUAUGAGUCAUAUUGUAUAUGACCAUAGUGAGGGCCAGAAUUAUGAUCGAAUAGAAUCAAUCAAGUAAUCAAUAACUUAAAUGUGAACGCUACGAGUACAUUGAGAAAAAAAA
This is a messenger RNA of Momordica charantia (bitter melon), 1506 nucleotides long. RefSeq names its product GATA transcription factor 12. Gene Ontology annotation, biological process: cell differentiation; regulation of DNA-templated transcription. The record is from RefSeq and is a predicted model, not a curated record. Gene Ontology annotation, molecular function: sequence-specific DNA binding; zinc ion binding. NCBI's taxonomy places the organism in Eukaryota, Viridiplantae, Streptophyta, Magnoliopsida, Cucurbitales, Cucurbitaceae. Gene Ontology annotation, cellular component: nucleus.